AUGGCAUCCCAAAAAUGGUGCAUCUGUAUAUUUUUGUCUCUCUUGUCAUUAGUUUCGUUCAUUAGCGCCGACAUAAUCGUGGUUGAUCCAUCGAAGCGCGGUGGUUUCACAACCAUACAAGCCGCCAUUAAUUCCGUCCCUUCCAACAACACCAAAUGGACUGCCAUUGAGAUCAAACCAGGCACUUAUAGGGAGCAAGUGAUUAUUCCUAGGGGUAGGCAAUUCAUCUUCCUGAAAGGAUCAGGAAGUAACAACACCUUCAUUUCGUGGAAUGGUCAUGCCGACAUUAACGAAACUGCUACUUUCAGUUCUGAAGCCGACCUGGGAUAUCACGUUCGUUGUAAUGAGCUCAUGCACCACAAUUCCUACAACUCUCCCCCAAAGGGUAAUAAAAAUCCCUUAGUGCCGGCUGUGGCAGCUCGGAUUCAAGGCGACAAAUCGGCCUUCUACCGUUGUGGAUUCUUCGGAUUGCAGGACACAUUGUGGGAUGUUCAAGGCAGACAUUACUACAAAAGUUGUACCAUUGAAGGUGCCGUAGAUUUCAUAUUUGGUGCUGCCCAAUCCUUGUACGAGGGCUGCACCCUAUCAGUAGGUGCGGGAGCCAUAAAUGGACCGGGAUUCAUCACAGCUCAAGGGAGAGAGAAACCUAACGAUUCAAACGGGUUCGUGUUCAAGACAUGCAACAUAGUUGGGGAGGGGAAGGUGUUUCUUGGAAGGGCAUGGAGAGAUUACGCUAUUAAGAUGAGUGACGAAGAGGCUAACAAGUUAGCCACCAUUUCCUUCAUUGAUAAUCAAGGAUGGCUUAAUAAAAUAGCUCUA
Molecule: messenger RNA, 819 nt
Organism: Salvia splendens (bonfire salvia)
Lineage: Eukaryota; Viridiplantae; Streptophyta; Magnoliopsida; Lamiales; Lamiaceae
Product: probable pectinesterase 55
Exons: 6
Biological process (GO): pectin catabolic process; cell wall modification
Molecular function (GO): pectinesterase activity
Source: RefSeq, a predicted model, not a curated record